Molecule: messenger RNA, 1639 nt
Organism: Cuscuta epithymum
Lineage: Eukaryota; Viridiplantae; Streptophyta; Magnoliopsida; Solanales; Convolvulaceae
Source: the annotation of a GenBank genome assembly
CUGCUAGAAAUUUGUCUAGGAACAUCGACUUAGCGGGUAAGUAAUCUCAAUCCAGAUCCACCUUGAAUCAAGCUAGACUAAGGGUAAGAAAAGAUUGUGUGCUUGCUGCAUCAUAUUAUUUAAUCGGAUCCCCAUUAUUCGAUCUUCUGAAUGUAAUUUAUGGUCUCAAAUCCACAGCGAUUUAUGCCAUUGAUGUUUCUGUAGUUCACGAUUGUAGAUUUUUGUUACGUGUUCUGCUGUGGAAUUAUUAUCCGUUGUUAUACUUCUAAUGUUUAUAGCCUCAUCCUCGUACUUUGCUAUGUUAGGUAACAAGAAUGAGAGCACUUACAGUGUUUUUGGUUACUGUGAUGGUGGUCACGAUUCAGUUUCUUCCAGGGCUUACUCUACCAUCCAUGGGUCCUUCUAUCCUUUGGUCACCCCACCAAGAUGGGUUUUCAACAAGUCAAACUGUAGAUUACCGAACCCUCAGUCCUAAAGACUUGGUGAAGUCUGUUAUGUCUGAAGGCUGUUGGUCAAAGUUACUGUGCUCAAGUAAGGGUGCUCAGCAACCUCUGGAUAUCGGACUUGUUUUUGUGGGAAAAGAGUUACAAUCCCGUGAUCUUUCUAGACCUGGAAAAGCAGAUUCUUCUCUUAUUAGUUUGCUAAAGGCAUCUUUUUUCACCUCCAACUUCUCUUUGGCCUUUCCUUAUAUUGCGAUUUCAGAAGAGGAGGGCCAUUCAGUGGAAAGCUCAUUUGUUUCAGUGUUCAGUGAAACCUGUGGGAAUGAUCUUGAAACCCAUAGACUAGCUUUUUCGGAGUCUUGCUCUGUAGAUGGUGACAAUUUCAAUAAGCUUCCAGACAUCAUCUCAGUUCAGAAGUAUCUGCUUUCAAGAAUGGAGAAGAGAUCCAAAGGGCACACAGAUCUAAUUGUUCUCUGUCACAGUGGUUCCAGCGUCAUGGAAGGAUUGGGGGAAGAAGCUUCUGAGGGGCAAGUUUUAACUGAAUUAAUAAGUUACAUGGAACAAUUGGAUGCAAAAUACAGCGUUCUUUAUGUACCAGAUGUGUUGACCUCAAUCCAAUACCCUUCUGAUAGGGGGCUACAAAGAUUUCUCGCUGAAGGUAGCUUUGACAGUGGAUCAGGAAAUUUAACUUGUGAUGGAGUAUGCCACAUCAAAGCAACAUUUUUGGAGUCAAUACUUGUGGCGAUUGUCUUGCUUAUAAUAUUGAUUUCUGGUCUUUGCUGCAUGAUGGGUAUUGACACACCAACGAGGUUUGAGACCCCUACAGAUUAAUAAAUGAGUGGCGAAUUUAAAAGCCAAGGUUGCUUUCAACUUUAGACCAGGCAGAACCGCAGAAGUCAAUGUAAUGUAUUUUUUUACCGUCUUCUUUUUCACUCUAGUAUAUUUGUUUAUUGUUAUUGUUAUUAUUAUUUACCUAAGGAUGUCUUCAUGUGAGUCGUUGAUCUAUGUCUCAUGUUAAGGAAUGAGGGUACUCUGCAAAAUAUAAGGGAAACAAUGCUCUUUUUAGUGAUGCUGUUUACGAAAAGUAAAAAAAUAAGGUUGCUUGCAUGUAUAGAGAACUUGUCAAGCUUUGGGAGUGUCAACAGUCAUGAAGUAUUCAAAACUUUUCUCGGACUCUAUCAUUUUAAUCAAAUGAUGAA